UCACGUUCGAUGUAUGGUGUCAUUUCGUUUGUAAUAUUCGUGAUUAAAGAAAUAUUAAAAUGUUCAGAAGAUUCCUUGUAUGUUUAGUCAGCUAUGUCUUACUACAUUGAAGAUAUGCUAGUGACUUUUGGUGGUGUGGAAAAGUUAUAGCGAAGAAAUUGUAGAUAAAUAGUUCAGUAUGAACUGUCACCAAGUAUUAAGUGGAGCCUGUAAUUCAGGGGAUCAAUGUUUUGCUGUGGGCUCCGUCGAGGGAAUCCCCUUCACAGCUUAUGCUGCGGGCUGCAACAUAGUGAUACUAGCUUCCAAUUUUGAGAGGGUCCAGAUUAUCCCCGGAGCUAUCCACGGCUACAUCCGUAUCGGCUCUCUGGACUGCAGUACGGACACUGGAAAGAUCGCUGCGGCGUAUGGUGCUGAAGUCUGUAUAUUUGAGCCAACACCAUUAAUCCAUAGUGCUGCUACUACUCAUGGUUUGGAGUACCGAUGGGUGCAAACCGGGAAGCUCACUGCGGAUGGACCAAUCACUGCCCUUUCGUGGAACUUGGAGGGCACGCGGCUCCUCACCGGUGGAAAGAUCUUGCAGCUCUGGCACCAGGCCUCACUUUACCAAGAGGACAGCCAACCAAGCUCCGGUGUAACAUUCCAAAUCGGCGGCAGCGACAAAGACGAUAAGCCGCCGAAGUUCCAGGAUGAAGAAGAGCCCGGUUGGCUGUGCGUAUGGCAGUGUCAGACGGCGACGCCGGCGCAUCACCUCGCCUUUUCACCAGAUGGUGUUCUCUUCGCUACGUCGGGAGUCAACGAUAGAUUAGUUAAGAUCUGGUAUCAAAACAAAGUAUUGAUACACGCGCAAGGCGAGCACGCGACGUCCGACCUCAACUAUACGUUCAUAUACGUCGCGCACCCGCGGGCGGUCACGCAUCUGUCAUGGCGGAAAACGAGCAAAUAUAUGCCCAAGGGCAGCGUGGGCAACGUGCUAGUGACGUCAUGCGUGGACAACAUCUGCCGCGUGUGGUCGGAGACGCUGCUGCCGGACGACGAGUGGGGCGGCUGCGUGACGGCGCACAGCCGCUCGCCGCCGCGCCGCCAGCGCGCCACGCACCGCCACAAGCACCGCUUCAUGCAGCGCCUGAAGCACAUGAAGACAUGCUUCCACAUACGACGGAACGCGCAGUCGUCUAAGCAGCCCGGGGCGCCCAUCCCCACCCUACCCUCGACGUAUAGUGCACACGACUUCCACAAUCCUUACCACGCCACAUCUUAUACUGGAGGUCUUCAUUUCCAUCUAGCAGCGUCUAUAAACGCCGAGACAGACAUUCCCCUAGUGCCGUCGCUGGCCGGCGGCGGGCGGUUUAUACUGCACUGGCUACACAAUAAGGAAAUGCAUUUCACCAGCCAAGCUGAAGCCAUACUGCAUGAUCUUACUAAAAAGGUUUUAGAUAAAGAAGAGGCGGAAGAAGCAGGUUCAGACCACACCACGCAUGCGGACGGAGAGAAUGACACGAGACAUAGGCGGCCUAGUCAAUUGACUAAAGUGCAGUCUGAGGAUAACAGUAAUAGUGAUGAGCAACCAGGUAGCGGUAACCACAGCCAUCCAACCCUGUCCAACACGACGUCCAUAAACUCUAUAGCGACGGACGUGACGUGCACGCACUUACCUGACUCGUUGGACGCAAAGAUCGAAGGACUAUUACGGGAUUGGCAUCAGAGUCCUGAUUUACUCUUCUCUAUACAUCCUGUGGACGGCAGUUUUCUUAUAUGGGUGUGCGAAUGGCUAGACGAGCUGCAAGCGGGCGCGAUCCGGCAAGCGCAGGUGUCGUUCUCGGCGCGGAUCCCGUCCGCGUUCCCGCUGGGCGACGCUACCACCAUGUGCACGCCGGCCGCGCUCUACCACGCCGCGGCACAGCCGCUCUACGUGCGGCACCGCACCAAGCCCGUCACACCCGGCCAACAACAACAGCCUGAGACCGUGACGACGCCUCUGGAGAGCGUUCAAGAAGAGAAAGAGGACACCGAGUGGCCUCAGAACGACGAACAGAAGGAGCCUAUGGAAAACGGCCAAUUAGAAGAAAAUAACAUCGACAUGAAGCGUAAACAGAGUAUAGCCACAGAAGACUUGGGUGAAAAUCAAGACGGAGACGUGUUGGACUCGGCACCUGUCAUAUCCAUGGUCACCAACCAUACCAACGGCACGCUCAAUCUCUGGCAGCUCACGUUUGACGACAAGUCUAAGUUUUCACAGGUGUUAUCAAUAGGACACGCGUCAAGAGCGUCCGGGCAUAGGUUUAGGGUUAACGACAUUACAUGCCAUCCAGUAUUACCUCUAUUACUUACGACGAGCCACCACAACAUAUCAGAUAGUGACAGAGACACGCACCUGCCCAGCGACGACACCGCGGCCGGCGGGCUGUGCUCGGAGCUCAUCAUGUGGCGGGUAGAGUGCGUCGGGCCGCUCGGCAAGUCGGGCGGCGUGUCUGAGCUGGCCAGGGUCAACUCGCCGCAUCUGUCCGCCUUUAGCAACGUGGCGUGGCUGCCUACGCUACUGCCCAGCACAACCCUCGGCAACCUGUCAAACUCGCCGUCUGCGUGUUUCGUGGCGAGCGACGGCGAGAGCCUCCGCGUGUUCCAGGCGGUUAUCGACGCGCGGACGCUACUCGCCGAGAUAGCGACGUCGGAGCGACGCCACAACAACAACGUAAUGCAACACGACACAAUGUCCAUGUCUUCGGAGUCCACACUAGAGGAAGGCGGCGGUAUACCGCUCCACGACCGCAUCAGGAUCGUCUCGCAGCAGUCCACGGCGCGGCCCGGCGCCAUCAUACAGCUGCACGCCAUCGCCGACGCCACGCACGACUGGCACAACACGCAGCUGCUGCACGUGUUCCAGGAGCAGCUCAUCACAGGCGAACGCACAACGACAGACACAGACAGCACCGACUCCGGCGUCGAAGGAGACGUACACACUAUAACAGAAGCUGGUCUAGAAGCGAUAGUGGAUCUACGGAAAGCAGCAGUUUUUAAUGAGCCAUUCUACAUAGUGGUUUUAGAACGCACGGACGGAGGGUCCACUGUGCAUAUGUGGAGGCUUACUGUUUCCUCACAGGCUGAUCCUUCAGACGAGCUGACGAACAGCAUGAUGUACGUGCCGGACAGCGCACUGGUCCAAGAAGACGAGGGCGAGUCCCGAAAGAACUCGGUGUCAUUCGACGCGGCAGAGCGCGCGCCGCCGCCGCCGUCUCCCAACUCGCAUCUUGCUAUCUCUACUAAAAAGGUGUGCGAAUGUCCACUGGCGUUGCCGGAUGGUGUGGACGUGAUCCACGCUACCCCAGCCGCUGGUCAUUUAAGUUCGGCCUCCAUUUACCCCGCCUGUCUAGCGCCAUACAUUCUAGCCACGGCGUGUUCGGACAGCACAUUAAGAUUCUGGAAAUGCAGCGUUACGAAAAAAGACAAUGAUGAAUAUGACUAUUCUUGGAAAGAAUGGGAAAUGAUGAAUAAGGACCAAGAGUCUGCAAUUGACAUUCCGGGGCAACCACUCCACAUAAGCGCCGCGUACUCGGGCCGCAUAGCGUGCGCGUACAAAUGCGGGCGCUCGUUCACCCGCCCCAAGGGCGGCACCUCCGCCAACGCCAACCCCGACGCGCGCUUCGUGAACCUGUGCGUGUGCGUGUACGAGUGCGAGAGCACGGGCGGCGCGGAGUGGCUGCUGGAGGACACGAUACCGCUGAAGAACGUCAGCUUGCCGAGGGUCGGGGUGUGCGCGGACACGCAGAUAGACUUGUCGUAUCUCAACAAUAGCGCGUUCAUGCAGAAGAAGCUGCGGGUCACGCAGGUCCUUCAAACCCUGUCGUCUGACGAGAGCCGCAACCGCAACGGCGAGGCGGAACCGGGCAAGUCCGCGGGUCUACUCGCCGUGCCUUCCUUCAGCACGCUGCAGUCUCUUCGGAAGAGUAUCAUGGAAAACGGGAACACUUGCCCACUGACGCAGAAACACUUGGUGCAACUAGAUUGGGUGUCUAAGGAGGAUGGGUCACAUAUAUUGACUGUGGCGGUUGGGAGCAGAGUGCUGUUGUUUACGGCAGUGUCUAGCGACUUGGCUCAAGCCAACUUGAAGGCCAUGAAAGAAUCCAUCAACAAUAACCGUCCAAUACUCCGCAAGGCAUCCUCCCUAGCCGCUCCUUUAUUCGUCGAAGAAAUCAGAUGGAUGCAGCUCCGGCGUAUCCAACUGAAAACCGCCGAUGGUUUACCACCCCUGCCUAUGCAGAUAUCGUGGGUGCGAGACGGGAUACUGGUGGUGGGGAUGGACUCGGAGAUGCACGUGUAUUCGCAGUGGAAACCGGAGAAUCAAAAUGCCGCUUUUGGCAUGUCUGGUGUACAGGAAAUCGAAGAGGGCAACGAAUCCCGCGCGUUACGUGACUCCGAUCUACGAGUCUCGGCGCCGCAUUUACAGAGAGUAUCCUCUAUCAAUCUGCAGCUGUUAGAGCGGGAUGCAAGACGACGGAACAAGACCCAGCCGGAUCAGCCGCAGCCACUACUCGACUACAUGCCGGACUAUGGUCUCUUCGAGGCAUCUCAGAUGGCCUGCCCAGUAUUGCCGCAGUAUCAUCCGAAGCAGCUCAUGGAAUUGCUUAACAGCGGAAAAAUACGAUGGGUUAAAGCUAUACUCGCUCACUUGGUGAGACGUAUCGGCGGUACAUGCGCUGCACGAGGGUCUCAGGGCGAUGAAGACAGUUUAUCCAGACAGCGCGGCUGGUCGCGGUCGAGAACUCUUUCGGUGUCGUUCGCUGCUGGCGCCGCUUCGCCGCUAGAUGGCGUUGCUCAGAUAACAGAAGACGUGCAGCUGGAUUACGCUGAAAUAACUUCGGUGCCGCCGCUCCCUCUCUGGACGUUGCUCGUUGCCGACAAGGAGUCUGCCCAUCAUCCGUCCACAAUACAGGAGGCCAAGGAUUAUGGAGAUCUGUUUGACGGGACCAUGGACGUAGAUGAAGACUUGGACGCAUUAUUAUUAGAUGAGGAGGAAUGCGUCGAUCGCCGGCCGUCAAUGCCGCCGGAGCGGCAGCCGUUAUCGCACUUUGGACCUCGUCAAGGCCGUAUUCUCUCCCGGCUACUGACGCACACGCACUUGCCCGGGCUGAGUUCACUGGACCAGAUGCAUUUGCUCGCGUUGGCCGACACCGUGUCGACGUGCGACGCCGACUUUGCCGAACGCUUCGCCGCCAACGCCCGCGUGGAUGUCGCGCAGGGCACUGGCCAGGAGAUAAUACCUGACUCUUUGGACGACUGCGGCCUCCGAUUCCUUCUCGCCAUGAAGCACUACGGCUACCUCCUCCGCUGCCUGCCUCUGGCUCAACGCGCGAACCUACAGCGGAACGGUGUGGGCACCUGCAACCUGGUGUGGGCCUUCCAUUCAGAGACACACGAACAACUACUGGCUUUAAUACCGGGUUACACUAAAGGACAGCCCAAGUGGAACACUAUGAGAGAGUUAGGCGUAGGCUGGUGGAUAAGAGGCGACCUACUGCGCGUGUGCGUGGAGCGGCUCGCCCGCGCCUCCUACAUGGCCAAGCAGGACCCCAUGGACGCCGCGUUGUACUAUCUAGCUAUGAAGAAGAGGAUGCUGCUAUGGGGCCUGUUCAGGUCGAGUAGAGACGAGAAGAUGACAGCAUUCUUUUCAAACGACUUUUCGGAGGAUCGCUGGCGUAAAGCGGCGCUGAAGAACGCGUUCGUGUUGCUUGGAAGACAGCGGUUUGAACACGCUGCCGCCUUUUUCUUACUUGGAGGAGCCCUGAAAGAUGCGUUGGAGGUGCUGAUAACUCGACUAGGCGACUUGCAGCUGGCCAUGGUUGUUGCGAGGUUGUACGAGACUGACAACCCAGCGUCACCCAGUUUGAAGAGAUUGUUAAUGGAUGAAAUUCUCGGAGGUGAAACGGAAGACGGCGAAAUAGACCUAGAGCGAGCGCACCCCGACCCAUUCGUGCGCUCAAUGGCACUUUGGGAGCUGAAGCGAUGCGGCGAGGCUCUCGACACCUUACUAGCGCCCGCGGGCCGUCUACACACCGCGCGCGAGUCGCGCGACAACGAGCCUGUGCCCAGCGUGUUCAACUUCUACGUGUACCUGCGCACGCAUCCCAGGCUGAAGCGGCACAAUCUGCCCAGUCAGGGAGCAACACUAGCCCUCCUCCAACAAGAGUCGGACGAAGGCAUCACCCGACUGGAGCGGCGGUUGUACUUCCAAACGGCGCACGGGCACUUCAAGGCGGGCUGCCCCGCGCUGGCUCUGGAAGUAUUGUCGAAGCUACCGGCGCGGGUGCGGGACGAGCGCCGCCCGGCGCCCGUGGCCGCGCCCUCGGUCGACGAGGCGACCAUACAUACGGGGCAGCUGACCGAUGCGAGCGAAACAAAACAAACCGCGAACUUUGAUCCAGCGCCUGCAGAAAUGGACUGGGGCUCGUCAACAAUGGACAUGGACUGGUGCGCGCCUGUCAGCAAACCGAAAGACGACGAACUGGUGCUCAGCUGGGACGAGGAAGAUGACAAGGGUUCCGGAGCAUCAGGCGCAUCAACGCCUCCGCUAGAAAUGAAGAUGGACAAGACAGAAGAGGCGGAAGUGAACGGGGCGGCUGAAAGCGAGAAAGAGAAGGAAGAUGAGGCGCCAUCUGUCGACAUUAUGGCGCAGCAGCUCAAGUUCGUGGCGUGCCUCAAGAUAUUGAUGGAGGAGUUGAGCACGCUCGCUACCGGGUUUGAAGUUGACGGUGGUCACCUCCGUUACCAGCUCUACAUAUGGCUUGAGCGCGAAGUCGAAGCCCUCCGUCGCCUGUGCGGCUACGCGUCCGCCAGCAGCGCGGCCGGCGGCGGCGAGCUCAUAUGUGCUGACGCGGACCCACCGCCAUUACCCGACCGGCCGACGUUGCAUCAGUUACUAAUAAGGGAGAAAGCGGACUUUGAAGCUAAAGUGCAGAGGGCAGUUCGGAGAAAGAAGUGGCUUAAAGCGAAUGAGACCCUCCUCCGAACAUUGCUGUCCUACUGCUCGCUACAAGGCGCAGGUGGGGGCGGUCUCGCCUCCGUCCGCAUGGAACUAGUACUGCUACUGCAAGAGCUGGGACAAGACAAACAGCACCAGCAGUUACUGUCGCCUCUGCCGUUCCCUACUACACUGCCGCUGCUGGCCGCCGCGGUGGCCACCAACAACACCGUGGUGGCGGAUCCUGUCAGACACCUGCAGUCCGUCGCGCAAGACAUGCUGGGAACAUUGGGCGAGAUGGGCAUUCCCGGUGGCUCAGCCACUCGCCUCUUACACACGCUACGAGUGCUCGCCGUGGCGCUUUCCGCCUGCAUCUACCAGAGCCUGUGCGACUCGGACACCUUCCAUCUCAAGCACCACCACACGGACAGUAUCAUUGCCGAAACACCUGGAACCCACACGUCCCAUAUGCUGGCUCGGCAAAGACGGUACUCAACUGAAGAGCUUACCGUCACCACCCCACCUAACAAAUGGCCAGGAGUGUCAGCGUUGCGCGGUCUGGCAUUGCGGGCGGCGGAAGAGGAGGAGGCCCCCCGCCUCCCCGUGCUGCUGGCGGAGUCGUUCUGCGCCGUGUACCUGGCGCUGCUGGGCUGGGCGCUGGCGGCGCGCGACGCGCACCUGCUGUACCGGCUGGCGGCGCACACGGCCGACGCGCGCGCGCAUGCGCGGCUGUUCGGCGGCGGCGUGCGCCGCCUGCUCACCACCGCGCCCGCCCCGCCACAGCCAAAACUAGUAGAACGCGCUGAAGGCACCUCCGUAUGGUCGUCCCUCCGCGAGAAGCGAGCGCUGCUCAACAUGCGGCUGCUCGGGCUCGGGCCCUCGGUCCCGCACAAGAACAUACAGGAAGGCCGGCCCACCUACAGGGAGCAGUUUGUGCCGCCCUACUGCAGCAUAUUAACAUUCUUGUUGAAUAAGCCAACUCCCGAGCAAGACCCCGAUUGCUGCGAUUACGAUUCAGCGGAGUCGGGUGCCGAAGAUCCCGAUGACAGCGGCAGCGAAGCGGACGAUGACGACAUCUUUGAUACUAACCCGGCCAGAGAGGCAAAGCGCACUAAACUAGUGAAUACAGAGCACUCCGACCCGGACUCUUACUCGUGGGUGCUGAUGCGCGUCGCGGUGUUGCGGCUCUCGCAGCAGAAGUUGCAGCACUUCCUGCAGCUCUGCGGCAUCGAGAUGUCAGAGCUGGCAACAACGAGUCCAGCCGUGCACGCCGCCUUACGCCGCGUAGACCAAUGGCAGCAGCAGUUGACUGAAAACUUAGAGUCUAGGGCCCCGCCCCCUGACUACAUCCCGGGUUGCUUCCCGGAGCAGCUGCCGGCCGGCCCGCCCAUCAACAAGUACAGAUGCUUGUUAGAGAAACACAACACGCCAUUCAACUCGAAUCUAUUUAGCACUGCGCCUGCUAGACGACUGUGGAGUUUCCUCGUUCGACAGGAGUUAGUUCAGGAAAUAUUUAUACGCGCGGUGUUCUCCCGGCGUCGAACCAUGUCCCUCUCAGCAGACGCGACCGGGGAACCGCGCCCGGGCUGCCUUCCCAACCAACAGAGGCUCGGGGACGAUCUGCACAAUCCAGUCAGGAUUAUACACAAGGAGCAGGACUCCAUCGCUGCUUUCUGUCUCAACCGGGUCGGCGGUGCAUUGCUUGCGGUAGCAACGGCGCGCGAGGUGCAAGAGAUGGACGUGUCGCUCCUGCUGCGCGGCGGCGCUAGCUGGGCCGAGGACGAGUGCGAGGUGGACCUGCUGGCGCUCGCGGCCGACCCCGCCGCGCUGCCCGACACCGGCUUCCUGCUCAUACAGCACCAGGACAAGCCCAACAAUGGUUCCGUGCCCGGCACUGGCAACAGCUCGCCGUUGAACCCCAACGCGCCGCAGAUCCCGGUCGGUAUGGCCAGUCAGACGGGGCGGGGCGCCAGCGUCGUGCUGAAACACAAAAUUGAUAACAUCAAGCGUAUGGCAGCUCAUCCUUCGCAACCAUUGUACCUGACGGGCGGUGCCGACGGGUCAGUCCAACUCUGGGAAUGGGGCCACUCAUCCUGCGUAUGGUCGGUGCGCGCGCCCGGAGCCUUCGCCAAGGUCACCCGCGUCCGCUUCUCCGACUACGGGAACAAGUUCGCGGCUGCGGAUGCCGACGGCAACCUUGCCAUGUGGCAGCUCCACCCGUCGGCGCAGCAACACGACUCUACGCAACCCCACGCCUCCGCUAGGCCGUUCUUCACUCACCAGUGUCAUAGUAAAGGAAUAAGUGACUUCGUUUUUCUUGGUUCCUGCAGUUUAGUUGCUACAGCCGGGCAUAGUUCGGAAAGCAAAAAUGUUGCCAUAUGGGAUACGUUGAUGCCGCUCAAGAAGGCGUUAGUUGUUUCCUGGACGUGCCACGAGGGCGGCGCGGCAUGCCUGGCGUGGGCGGGGUCUGCGGGCGCGCUGGUGUCGUGCGGGCGGCGCGGCGACGUGUUCGUGUGGGACCUGCGCACGCGCGCCUCGCGACACAAGCUGCACGCGCACCACGCGCCCAUCAAGUGCGUCGCGCUCUCGCACCACGAGGACCAGUACGCCAUCGGCGCGGCCGACGGGGACAUCAAGGUGUUCUCACUGAUGACGCACCAAUUACUGCACACGUUUGCCGGCGAGCAUGCACGCAGCUCCUUCUUCAAGCACAUCGGUCAAGGCGUCACGCAGAUUCAUAUCGACAGCGCCGGUCGGCUGUUCUCGUGCGGCGCGGACGGCACCAUGAAGGUGCGCAAGCUGCCAGAGCGCGACGCGCCGCCGCCGAGCCAAGCGCAGUAUUCUAAUUAAUAGGCAGGCGAGGUGCAACAGCGGGAGCGGUCGCAGGCCUACCCGCGAUACCCUUGUGAUGUAUUUAUCGUUAUUGCUACUCAAUAUUACGAGUAUGAGAUAUACGCUGUUAGACUAGUCACUGUUAUUAAAUCUUUAGUUAAUUCUAGUGUGAAAUAUUCGCUAUUUUUAUCGUAAUGUACCUUUGUCCUAGAUGAAAGAUAUAAUUUAUUUAUUCGCACGUGCUGUUGGUUGAAUUUGUAUAAGUCCACUUUAUCGGCCGCGGGCCUAAGUGAAUGAAUAAAGAAGUUGGUAAACUCGCGUUUUGAAAGCAUCACCAUAUCGAACAGAGCACUGUUUUGUCUUGUGGGCGAGGCUU
Molecule: messenger RNA, 10160 nt
Organism: Cydia amplana
Lineage: Eukaryota; Metazoa; Arthropoda; Insecta; Lepidoptera; Tortricidae
Gene: Rbcn-3A
Product: dmX-like protein 2
Exons: 62
Coding region: 179-9802 (3207 amino acids)
Biological process (GO): vacuolar acidification
Cellular component (GO): RAVE complex
Molecular function (GO): protein binding
Source: RefSeq, a predicted model, not a curated record